CGUUUCCCCCUGACCAAUCGUGGCAGGGUGGGCGGGGCUCAGGAAGAGCGCGGAGGAGGUGGGGGCGUGCGUGCGUGCGUGCACGUGUCAGAUCCCUCUGGGAAGCCUCAGCAGUGCUUCAUUAAUUGAUGAAAGUGCUGACUCAUCACAACAACUUAAUGAAUGGAAGUGACGGGCGUCUCCUCUGUGGGGGCCACGCAGAAGUAGGUCGCAUGAAAGAUGGAUGGUGUGAGGCCGGGGCCGUCACGACACACCAGCCCACCCCAUGCUUUCGUCCUGAUGUUCCGCCUCGGAGCUUCACUGCCCUGGGAACUGAAGCCACCACCUGCUGCAGAGACGGAACCUUCUGCGGCGCCACCACCAGUGCAAGCUCCAGCCUCUGUCCUGCUCCGUCUCCGCUCCUGAGUCCAGGGCAGCGCCUUCACUUCCACUCUUUUGUCCUGUUUCAGGUGGCAUUUCAAGAGUGUGCCUCCACUCCCUCCGCAGCACCAGGUAUGUCUGAAGAGACAGAAGGUUAAAGGGCAGAAAUGUGGAAGGAAAAAGGUUUGACGCUCAUGGAAGGAUCUGGAAAACAGGUCAGAACCUUCAGAGUUCAGUGGAUGGAGGAGAAGAAGAGGCCAGUUCAGGAGGAGUGAGGCUGCUCUGGGGUCUUCUCAUCUUCAACAGGACCGCACCGCGGGUCCUCACAGAGACGAGGGCCACAGCGGUGGAACAUGUGGGUGACCCCCGACCCCCUGCACACACAGGCUUCAUCACGGCGGUUCAACUGGAUCUGACUCACAGGUCACAUGGUCUGAAGAAGGAUCUGAGGUCCUGGUCUCAGGUGGUGACUGGACCGGCCCGGCGUGAGCAGCACUUCCAGGUGACCAUUCAUGGAGCACUUGACAGGAAGCCCUCCUCCAUGUGUGAGAGGGUGACGGUCCUGCCUUGAUCUCUGCUGCCACCCAGUGGAGGAUGCCCGUACUCGCAGCAUCGACCACACACACACACGACAAGUCACAUGACUGCAGCUGUUGCUAAACUGAGCUGGUCUCUUAACAGAGGACGGUGAAGUGGACGGCAGUGAGUCAGGACCUUUCACUGGCUUCGCUCUCAGCGCUGAGACUCCUCCCAUCUGGACCUCACAGGGUUCUGCUGGUGAAGUCAUGCCACAGAUGAGACCCGGGUCAGGAAGGGUGGGGGAGGGAGGAUGGACUGUUCCUCACUUGGAUCAGAACCUCUCUGCAGCUGGAACAGAUGACAGAAGUGAGUCUGGAUCAGACUGGGUCGAGCCGGUUCCGAACAUGGAUCGGUCCUUUAUCCUCCUGCUGGCCCUCUGUCUGACCUGCAGCCCAGUCCGGAGCCAGAGCCCGGGUCAGGACUCCUUCAUCAUCCAGUACCUGGAGAGAAGACUGCUCCAGAUGGAGGUGAGGACGUGUGGGAGCAACUCUGAGUUCACGUGUGUUCCAUGUGUGCUUCGCUGCCAGGCCUCUGGCCUGUGCUCAGCUGCCCCUCCUGGACGCUGAGCUGCAUGAAUGAGUGAAUUCCUCCGCUCCCUGUGAGGCCUCCACUUCCACGUGGCCCAGCUGCUUCACUCGCUCAUCUGGCUGCGACGUGUGCAGCGCGCCUUUCUCUCCACCUCCUCCCCUCUGUCUGUCCUCAGGAGCGCCUGAGCCGCUGCGAGCAGAACACGGCCCGCCUCACGCAGACGACCUACGACCUGUCCUCCCAGGUCAGAGGUCAGGAGCCAGGUGGACGGCGUGUCGGCCCGGGUGGACCGAGUGGAGCGGGAGCUGGAGUACCUGGAGAAGAAGAUCCCGCUGUCGUCCGACAUCCAGAUGGAGGAGGCUCUGCUGGAGCAGCAGAUCCAGGCGGCCGAGCUGGAGCUGAUCCAGAACAGGGCCAAGCUCCAGCUGCAGAGCGCAGACUGCAGCGUGGCGCUGAGUCAGAUCAAGUCCCUGAAGAUCGUGAAGAAGACGGGAGACGUUUCUGGAUCCUGGUUCAAGGACCCGACAGCAGGCUCCCAGAAGAUCUACCUGCUGAGCGGCGUCCGGAACCACACGCUGCUGGAGUUCGGCUCCCUGCAGAGCUUCAGCAGCGCCACCCCCCCACCCAGAGUCCUCCAGCUGCCCGCGUCCUGGCAGGGCACCGGCCACGUGGUCUACGGCGGCUUCCUCUUCUACCACAAGGCCGACACCCCCAACCAGAUCCUCAAGGUGUCUCUGGAGAGCGGCGGCGUGGUGGACAGCGCCCUGCUUCCCGGGGCCGGGCGCCUCCCUGUCUACGGCCUGAACCCCGACACCUACCUGCACUUGGCCGUGGACCAGCUGGGCCUGUGGGUGCUUCACGCUGACCCGGACUACGCUGGGAACCUGAUUCUGACCAAGCUGGACAAAGGUGGGUCGACGUCGUUUCUCCCCCGUGAAGACGCAGCAGCCUGUCUGUGCCUCCUCCCCAGCCAGCCUGGCCGUGGAGCUCACGUGGGACACGCCGUGCCAGAGCCGCGACGCAGAGGGAGCCUUCCUCAUCUGCGGGACUCUCUACGUGGUCUACAACUCGCGUCACGGCGGGCGCUCCGCCGUCCAGUGCGUCUACGACAUCCACCACACCCUUGGCAGGCGAGUGGAAAGGUCAGGCUCCUCUGGUGUCUCCCAGGUCAAAGCUGUCCCCUCUCUGCAGCGGGGAGACUCCCGUCCGGUUCUUCCCCAAGCGCUACACCAGCCACAGCAGCCUCAGCUACCACCCCGGCGACCAGCAGCUCUUCACCUGGGACGACGGCUACCAGACCGUGUACCAGGUGGAGACGCGCCGGAACCUUGCGCAGCCCGCUGGCGGCUGACCACCGGGCCAGAGUGGCGCCUCUGUCCCCGCAGCUCUGCGGUGGCUUCAGCUUGUUGCUCAACAAUAAACCUUUGCUCGGCUGCCUGAAUCACUGGGAAUGAUCGCAAGGUCCGAUGCCGGGUGUGACGUUGCUGCGAGCUGUCAGACCUUUCACACUAUGAACGCAGGCUCCGUCGACCGUGCGACACUCGGAGCUGCGCGUGAACACGCACGUGACCAGUCGAAUCACAGCCAGAAAACGUUAUGAGUCCCGACAGAGGACAUUAUGUUGGCGGGAAUAAGACGUCGCGGCUCGUAUGUCUCUGAACUAGAGGCCAAAGGUCCCGCCCCCCACUGCACCGGAAGGCCCGCCCACUGGCUGGGCUCCCGCCGGAGAUUUGACCCACU
This is a messenger RNA of Synchiropus splendidus (mandarinfish), 3207 nucleotides long. Its product is annotated as olfactomedin-like protein 3. The transcript has 5 exons. NCBI's taxonomy places the organism in Eukaryota, Metazoa, Chordata, Actinopteri, Syngnathiformes, Callionymidae. Gene Ontology annotation, biological process: signal transduction. The record is from RefSeq and is a predicted model, not a curated record. Bases 1818 to 2921 code for a protein of 367 amino acids.